GCGCGUUACGUGCAUGUCCAGUGGGGGAAGGUUUAACUUUGACGAUGGAGGCUCCUACUGCGGAGGCUGGGAGGACGGCAAGGCGCACGGCCACGGCGUCUGCACCGGCCCCAGCGGCCAGGGCGAGUACACCGGCUCGUGGAGCCGCGGCUUCGAGGCGCUGGGCGUCUACACCUGGCCCAGCGGCAACACGUACCAGGGCACCUGGGCGCAGGGCAAGCGCCACGGCGUCGGCCUGGAGAGCAAGGGGAAGUGGCUGUACAAGGGCGAGUGGACGCACGGGUUCAAGGGGCGCUACGGGGUGCGGGAGUGCGCGGGCAGCGGGGCCAAGUACGAGGGCACCUGGAGCAACGGCCUGCAGGACGGCUACGGCACCGAGACCUACUCGGAUGGAGGGACAUACCAGGGCCAGUGGGCCGGUGGCAUGCGGCAGGGCUAUGGGGUGCGUCAGAGCGUCCCCUAUGGCAUGGCGGCGGUCAUCCGCUCGCCCCUGAGGACGUCCAUCAACUCCCUGCGCAGUGAGCACACCAACGGCGCGGCGCUGCACCCCGACGCCUCCCCCGCCGUGGCCGGCAGCCCCGCCGUGUCGCGGGGCGGCUUCGUGCUGGUGGCGCACAGCGACUCGGAGAUCCUGAAGAGCAAGAAGAAGGGGCUGUUCCGGCGCUCACUGCUGAGCGGGCUGAAGCUGCGCAAGUCGGAGUCCAAGAGCAGCCUGGCCAGCCAGCGCAGCAAGCAGAGCUCCUUCCGCAGCGAGGCCGGCAUGAGCACCGUCAGCUCCACCGCCAGCGACAUCCACUCCACCAUCAGCCUGGGCGAGGCGGAGGCGGAGCUGGCCGUCAUCGAGGAUGACAUCGAUGCCACCACCACCGAGACCUACGUGGGCGAGUGGAAGAACGACAAGCGGGCGGGCUUCGGCGUGAGCCAGCGCUCCGACGGGCUCAAGUACGAGGGCGAGUGGGCCAGCAACCGGCGGCACGGCUACGGCUGCAUGACCUUCCCCGACGGCACCAAGGAGGAGGGCAAGUACAAGCAGAACGUGCUGGUGAGCGGCAAGCGCAAGAACCUCAUCCCGCUGCGGGCCAGCAAGAUCCGGGAGAAGGUGGACCGGGCCGUGGAGGCCGCCGGCCGGGCUGCCACCAUUGCCAGGCAGAAGGCCGAGAUCGCCGCUUCCAGGACCUCCCACUCGAGGGCCAAGGCAGAGGCGGCUCUUGCAGCGGCCCGGAAGGCGCAGGAGGAAGCCCGGAUUGCCAGGGUCACUGCCAAGGAGUUCUCGCCAUCCUUCCAGCACAGAGAGAAUGGGCUGGAGUACCAGAGGCGGAAGCACCAGGUCUCCUGCGAGGACCUCGAGGGACUGUCCACGGGGACACCCCUGCCGCAGGAGAGCCCCGAGCUGUACCGCAAGGGCACCACCCCCUCCGACCUCACCCCCGACGACAGCCCCCUGCACAGCCCCCCCGCCAGCCCCGCCGCCACCCCUCCGCCCGCGCCCGCCGCCAGGAACAAGGCUCACUUCUCCCGGCAGGUCUCGGUGGACGAGGAGCGGGGCGGCGACAUCCAGAUGCUGCUGGAGGGCCGGGCCGGGGAGCCCGCCCGCAACAGCUGGGGCGACUCCCGGGGCGCGCGCGGCGGCGCCCUGCGCGGCGGCCCGCCCGCAGAGGACUUCCGCGCCCGCGGCGUGGGCCACAAGCAGCCUGGCAACCCCCGGCCCCGGGAGCGGCGGCCCGAGCCGCCCCCCACGCUCUCGUGGACUUCCCCCUGCCCGGGGGGCGCCAAGCGGCCCGAGCCCGACGAGGAGCAGCUGAGCAACUACAAGCUGGAGAUGAAGCCCCUGCUGCGGAUGGACGCCUGUCCACAGGAGGCGCACCCCCAGAGGCGGCGUCACAGCCGGGGGGCUGGGGGCGACCGGCGGCCGGAGGACCGGGCCUUCGGGCUGCAGAGACUGAGGCCCAAGUCCCAGAAUAAGGAGAACUUGCGGCCGGCCUCCACGGAGCCCACGGUGCAGAAGCUGGAGAGCCUGCGGCUGGGGGAGCGGCCCGAGCCCCGGCUCCUGCGCUGGGACCUGACCUUCUCCCCGCCCCAGAAAUCCCUGCCUGUCGCGCUCGAGUCUGACGAGGAGAACGGGGAUGAGCUCAAGUCCAGCACGGGCUCAGCUCCCAUUCUCGUCGUCAUGGUGAUCCUGCUCAACAUCGGAGUCGCCAUUUUGUUUAUUAACUUUUUCAUCUGAUGAGUGUCUCCAUGGUAACAGUGUAUAAAUGGGGACUUGGAAAGCAAAACAACAAAAGGGGAAGAAGCGUGCUCAGAAGCCCCACCACUUCCAAGUCUUUCCACAGAAGAACACGAUUGGGUAUUACUCACAGUUUGCCUUUUUUUCUGGGUAAUGUUUUUUGGAUUUUAGCCAAAAUCCUUUGCUUGUCUAGC
This is a messenger RNA of Dipodomys spectabilis (banner-tailed kangaroo rat), 2418 nucleotides long. RefSeq names its product junctophilin 3 (gene Jph3). Gene Ontology annotation, cellular component: endoplasmic reticulum membrane; plasma membrane; junctional membrane complex. The transcript is spliced from 5 exons. Lineage: Eukaryota; Metazoa; Chordata; Mammalia; Rodentia; Heteromyidae. The record is from RefSeq and is a predicted model, not a curated record. Gene Ontology annotation, biological process: regulation of synaptic plasticity. Bases 14 to 2224 code for a protein of 736 amino acids.